Anthostomella pinea is the source of this 873-nucleotide messenger RNA. Lineage: Eukaryota; Fungi; Ascomycota; Sordariomycetes; Xylariales; Xylariaceae. The record is from the annotation of a GenBank genome assembly.
AUGAAGAUUUUGAGUCUGUUGUCCUCGCUAUUGCCCCUGGCUGCGGCCAAGUACCCUACCAAGCCCGCACAACCCUCGCACAACCAUACCGUGUGGUUAUGUGGAGACAGCACGAUGGCGCCCGGUGGUGGGCACAACGGCACCGAAGGCUUUGGAAAAUAUCUGCAAUACUCUUUUGAUAGCAGCCUGAUCCGGGUCAACAACUCGGCAUAUGCUGGGAGGAGCGCGAGGACUUUUACCAGAGAGGGCAGGUUCCAGGCCGUGGCAGACAAGAUCGUACCGGGAGACUGGGUAGUCAUCGAAUUUGGCCACAACGACGACGACGGGCAGGGAACUGUGCCUGCCAACGAUACAAAGUCCCGAGUCGACUGCCCCGGAAUGGGCAACGAGACCUGCAUCGGCAGCUACAACAACCAAACCGAGAUUGUCCAGACAUAUGUGACAUAUCUCCGAAACGCGUCCUCCAUCUUUCUCUCUCUGGGCGCACGCGUCAUCAUCUCGCCGCCUACGCCUACCAACCCGUACCUGACCGCCAACGGCUCGUUUGCCUGGGCGCCGACCAAGUAUUCCUACUACUCCUGGUACAUCGUCUCGUCGCUUGGCGGUCCUAAUGCUGGUAUCUACUAUGUCGACCACAGCAGCUACUGUGCCCAGGCGCUGGAACUCCUUGGCGCCGAUGUUGCAGACGCGGGCUUCCCUAUGGACAAUACGCACACGAGUCCGUAUCUGGCGGAUGUAGUCGCGAAGGCGUUUGUGUUGGGGGUCAAGUGCGGCACCAGCCCGUUGCAAGACUACGUCGUAAAUGCAACCAGUAGGAUCCAGGGUCCUGAGUUGGGCUCUUGUUUGAGUAUCGAUGACACGCUCCCGAUUUAA